AUGCCGUCUUCACCUCCCAUGGCACUGUCGCCGCCUUCGCCGACGAGCCCGGUGUCACCCACGCCUAGCAGCUCGAGCAGCGCCACCGCUACACCCAGCGGCGGGUCCACGCCCACACUCUCAUCAUUGCUAUCAGCCGCUACGCACGUCGUGAGCGCGCAUUCGCAGUCGAAUCUGGACGUGCCGUCCGCUGCCAGUCCUUCGUAUUCUGGGAACACGAACCCGCAUUCGAGAGCGCAUUCGCUCCUGCGCCGCUCGCGAUCGCACAACGACCACAAUCACCUGCUCGCGCCGCCCUCGCCCGACGGCGCACACCACCGUCGUUUCUCCCUCCACCGCAAUCACAGCCACUCUCACUCGCGCGCUCGCUCGCGUAGCCGGCACGACGCGGCCCAGCACGCGCACGCGGAUUUCAUAGCAGAGUGCGAAGCGAGGAUCAGGGAGAGGUACCCGGAUGCGAGUGAGGAGGAAGUUAGGAGGAGGGUCGAUGAGGAGGUUGUUGGGGGGCUGGAGGAGGCGGAGGAUGUGGCGAGGGAGAUCGUUGAUGAGGAUGAUAGGGAGGAGGAGGAGAGGAGGAGGAGGGAGAAGUGGGCGGCUGUUAGGGCGUUUUAG
Messenger RNA from Peniophora sp. CBMAI 1063, 612 nucleotides. Lineage: Eukaryota; Fungi; Basidiomycota; Agaricomycetes; Russulales; Peniophoraceae. The record is from the annotation of a GenBank genome assembly.